Messenger RNA from Telopea speciosissima, 1254 nucleotides. RefSeq names its product protein CHLOROPLAST IMPORT APPARATUS 2-like. Gene Ontology annotation, molecular function: protein binding. The record is from RefSeq and is a predicted model, not a curated record. Gene Ontology annotation, cellular component: nucleus. The transcript is spliced from 3 exons. NCBI's taxonomy places the organism in Eukaryota, Viridiplantae, Streptophyta, Magnoliopsida, Proteales, Proteaceae. The coding region runs from base 14 to 1183 and encodes 389 amino acids. Gene Ontology annotation, biological process: regulation of DNA-templated transcription.
CCUCUGUCUACAAAUGUAUUCCUGUAUAAGUGGAGGAGGCCUGACUUAUGGAAUUGAUAUCGAAAUAGUGAAAUCACCAUCUACUUCAUCAAGAACAUCACAUUCCUCUUCUCCUUCCUCAACUCUCUCUGAAUCAAGCAACUCUUCACCUAGAAUCUCCACUCGAAAACCUCGAACACCUCGAAAGCGUCCAAACCAAAGCUAUAAUGAAGCUGCAGCCCUGCUCUCCACAAUCUAUCCCAACAUUUUCUCCACUCAAAACCUCAGAAAACCCUGCAGACACACCAAACAGUAUGAUUUCUUCUCCGAUGAAUUCCCUGAAUUGCUUCCUCCCUCUCCUCGCAUCAUCGACAAUGCUGGUUUCCUUCUCGACCAACAAGUCCCUGAUAAACCCACUUUCCAAAUAAAACCGAAACCUGCACAUUCAAGUGAAAAGCCAUGUCAAAGCCUUCCGGAAAUUGAUUCCCUGCCGAAUUCUGCAAGACCAGGAGACAAGUAUGAGGAGGACUUUGACGCCGAAUCGAUACUGGAUGAGGAGAUGGAAGAGGGUAUUGACAGUAUCAUGGGGAAUCUCAGUGUUAACAACGAUUCAUAUGAUGAUUCCAAUACUUGUUCUUACAAUGGCCAAUUCAAUUUUUAUUCUGGCAAUCAAAUGGGAUUGGGAUUUGGCAGGAAAUUCGGACUGGGAUAUCCCAUUGAUGGUGGAGUGAGAGCAUUGAGACAUGUAGAUGAUGGAGAUUGGUGGAGAUUUCCUAUAGUUGAUGUUCUUCAAAUCUCACCCAAAUUGAACAAAGUCUCAUCACAGAACAAGAAGAAGAAGAAGAAGAAAUCGGAACACAAGGAAGAAGUGAAGAAUUCUGGAUCCUGUAAAGAGAAUCACUCGAUCUCGAAUACGGGUUUGUCUUUGAAAUUGAAUUACGACGAGGUUCUGAAUGCUUGGUCGGAUCGAGGGUCACCGUUCUCCGAAGAAAUUCCGGUGACAUUCUCUUCGGGCUCCGAUACUCUUGCCAGGCUGAAGCAGAUUGAUUUGUUCCCGGAGAACAACGGAGGGGUGAGGGAAGCAAGUGUGAUGCGGUACAGGGAGAAAAGGAGGAGUCGUCUCUUCUCUAAAAAGAUCAGAUACCAGGUUCGGAAAGUCAAUGCAGAUCAACGGCCCAGAAUGAAGGCAAGGGCGAUUUGCUAGAAGAAGGCCAGUUCUCUCAUCAAGUGGUCAACGAUAACAAUUUUUAUGGACAUCCUCCUUUUUGGAGUUGC